Phlebotomus argentipes is the source of this 2184-nucleotide messenger RNA. RefSeq names its product pyruvate dehydrogenase (acetyl-transferring) kinase, mitochondrial (gene Pdk). Gene Ontology annotation, biological process: regulation of glucose metabolic process; protein phosphorylation. Gene Ontology annotation, molecular function: pyruvate dehydrogenase (acetyl-transferring) kinase activity. The coding region runs from base 353 to 1564 and encodes 403 amino acids. The record is from RefSeq and is a predicted model, not a curated record. The transcript is spliced from 3 exons. Gene Ontology annotation, cellular component: mitochondrion. NCBI's taxonomy places the organism in Eukaryota, Metazoa, Arthropoda, Insecta, Diptera, Psychodidae.
GGUGUCUGUGGGCAGCGAAACUGGGCAGAUUCGACCAUGAGAGUUGGCAGUGUUGAGAGUGUUUUCCCGUGUAAAUGACGUUCAGCGAUGCUUUGUGUCGUCUUGAGCGGGAAGUGAUAGAUCUUGUGUUGUGGACGAGGCAUCAGAUGGUGCUCCGAGGGCACCAGAGAGGCAAAUAGUGGCGUGAGAGAUUGUGCGCUUUGCUGGGCCGGAAACGUCGUGCAGUGGUCAGGAAGUCAAAGAGCGUCGUGACCUUUGUUGCCCGCCCCGUACGUGAGUGUGAAGACUGAGAGAAUAAAUAUUUGUGAUUUGAUGCCCUUGAAAUGUUCUAGCAUAGAGUGACAGAGGCAAGAUGCGUGUGACAAGGCCGGUGUUUGCCUACACCAAGAAGAUCCUCGACUUCUACUCGCAGUUCAAUCCGUCGCCACUGUCCAUCAAGCAGUUCAUCGACUUUGGGCUGAAUGCGUGCGAGAAGAAAUCCUACAUGUUCCUGCGGAAGGAGCUGCCGGUGCGCCUGGCGAACAUCAUGAAGGAGAUCGCCCUGCUGCCACAGCAGCUCCUCAGGCAGUCCUCCGUGGCGAUGGUGAGCCAGUGGUACCACAAGAGCUUCGAGGAGAUCAUCAACUAUGAGAAGAUCGAGCCCUCCGGUGACACGCUGAAGCGCUUCGUGGGCGACCUGAAGCUCAUCCGCGACCGCCACUCGGAUGUGGUGCAGACCAUGGCGCUGGGCAUCCUGGAGCUGAAGGAGGCGCAGCACGGUGAGAUUGAGCCCAGCACGGAGGCGGCCAUUCAGUACUUCCUCGACCGCCUGUACAUGUCUCGCAUCAGCAUCCGCAUGCUGAUCAACCAGCACACGAUGCUCUUCGGCAACACGCAUCCCGAUCCCGGGAAGCACAUCGGCUGCAUUGAUCCCACGUGCAAUCCCAGCGCCGUGGUCAGGGAUGCCUAUGACACGGCGCGAUUCCUCUGCGAUCAGUACUACUUCGGCGCACCGGCGCUGGAGAUCGAGGAGCACAACGAUCUGGAGGCUGACCAGCCCGUUAGGAUCAUUUACGUGCCGUCGCACUUGUAUCACAUGCUCUUCGAGCUCUUCAAGAACUCCAUGCGCGCCGUGAUGGAGCGCUAUGAGCAGGACGAGGAGAACAUCCCGCCGAUCAAGGUCACAAUUGUGCGCGCAAAGGAGGACAUUUGCGUGAAGAUGUCCGACCGCGGUGGCGGAAUUCCGCGCUCGCAAAUGGAUUUGCUGUUCAAGUACAUGUACAGCACAGCGCCACAGCCGCAGAAGCACGUGGAUCAUCAAUCCAACACCGUGCCGCUCGCCGGCUACGGCUACGGACUGCCCAUCUCGCGGCUGUACGCGCGAUACUUCCACGGUGACCUCUGUCUGAUGUCCUGCGAGGGAUACGGCACGGAUGCGCUGAUCUAUCUCAAGACCCUUUCUGAUGAGGCCAACGAAUUGCUGCCGAUCUUCAACAGUUCCAGCAAGCGUUUCUACGAGCCUUACGUGCCCGUGCGCGACUGGUCGUCAUCCAACAGCAAAUCCCGGCCGCAGAUCAUCAUUUGAGAGGAAGACGAAAGGGAGCGAAUUUCCAGUGUGAAACGACGGUUGUAUUGACGGUGCUGGUCAAGGGAUUCUGUGGAUAUCAUCCCAUCGCAGCCAACGAGCAUUUAGCACAACUCAUUGUCAUUGUCCUCCAUAUGAUCGUAUUUCUCUACCAUUUUUAUUCUUUCUACAUUGUGUACAAAGUGCGGGCAUAGAAAUAAAAUAUUUUGUUAUACGGAAAGAGCGCAGAAAUUGUGUUUGUGUGGCAAAUUGAAGGCGAAUCUCAAGUUGAAGGUGGAAUUUAUUAAUAGAGAUUGCGAGAAUAGAGGAAAUUUUGGCCGAUUAGAUGACACUUUUCCGCACGAUUAAAGUCCGGGACACAGAAGAGAAAGAGAAAAUUCCCACAAGAUUUUCUCCUUGAGCAUGUUUUCUUCUUUCUUCCGCAAUUCGAGAGAAACAAAAGACCUUGAGGCAUUUUUUACUAUAUUUAAUAUAAUAAUGAAAAUAUAGAACCUUAACGAAGUUUUUUAUACAUUUUAGAGUCAUUUUUAAAAUUUAGCUAAACACUUAAUUCAUUUUUUUAUUUUUAAUACAUAAGUAAAAGUAUUAAGAUUUCCUUUUUAUACUCUCUUCUUCUUCUU